Xenopus laevis (African clawed frog) is the source of this 2880-nucleotide messenger RNA. It is a transcript of the gene elovl6.L, whose product is annotated as elongation of very long chain fatty acids protein 6. The transcript is spliced from 4 exons. Lineage: Eukaryota; Metazoa; Chordata; Amphibia; Anura; Pipidae. The record is from RefSeq and is a predicted model, not a curated record. The coding region runs from base 272 to 1069 and encodes 265 amino acids.
AUCAUGAGGGGGGCAGUCACGUGGUACAAGCUAGUGUGGGCUUUAGGACCGUAGCGCGUCGGCGCGCUCACAGGGUGGAUGCAGAAGAAAGGAGGCGGAGGAGAAGCUGCCUGUGACCCGCGAAGAGGAUAGGGCGAGAGCAAUGCUAAACCAAGGGUACAAUUAGGAGACGCAGACACCGAGGAACGUGAGGUGUGUGUGAAUGUGACAGUGACACCCCGGAGGAUUAGCCCCAUUCUCCCCGCCAGGUAUCCCACAGCAGCUCGCCCAAAUGAACAUGUCAGCGUUGAAUUUGCAAGAAUAUGAAUUUGAGAAGCAAUUUAACGAGAAUGACGCGAUUCAGUGGAUGCAAGAGAACUGGAAGAAGUCCUUCCUUUAUUCCGCUUUAUAUGCAGCCUUUAUAUUUGGUGGACGGCACCUAAUGAAGCAACGAGAGAAAUUUGAGUUAAGAAAGCCCCUCAUGCUGUGGUCGCUUAGCCUUGCAGUUUUCAGUAUUUUCGGUGCUGUUCGGACUGGCGCUUAUAUGCUGUACAUAUUGAUGACCAAAGGCCUGAAGCAAUCAGUAUGUGACCAGAGCUUCUAUUAUGGACCAGUAAGCAAAUUCUGGGCGUAUGCAUUUGUGCUGAGCAAAGCUCCAGAACUGGGGGAUACAAUUUUCAUUAUCCUUAGAAAACAGAAGCUCAUCUUCCUUCACUGGUACCACCAUAUAACAGUAUUGCUGUAUUCCUGGUAUUCGUAUAAGGACAUGGUUGCAGGAGGUGGCUGGUUUAUGACCAUUAACUACGCAGUGCAUGCCGUCAUGUAUUCUUACUAUGCUCUCCGGGCCGCUGGCUUUAGAGUGUCACGGAAGUUUGCCAUGUUAAUCACGUUGUCACAGAUCACUCAAAUGAUCAUUGGCUGCGUGGUGAAUUAUCUGGUCUUUUCCUGGAUGCAGCAAGGACAGUGCCCGUCUCAUGUGCAAAACAUUGUAUGGUCUUCUAUUAUGUAUCUUAGCUAUUUUGUGCUUUUCUGCCACUUCUUCUUUGAAGCCUACAUCACCAAAACCAGGAAAGCUUCUAAGGCUGACUAAACACGGACUCCGAUGCCAAGUCACAGCUCAGGGUCAUCAAAUGUUAAAAAAAAAAUACAAAAAUAAAAGAAGGUUAGAAUUGAGCAACUGUUCGGAGGCAUAAAGAAAACCAUAUCGCGAGCACUUAGACUGAGACCUCUUAAAGACCGAGAAAACAGAUUGAUUUAGUAAAUGAGAUUACUAUUAAUAUGUGACAUUGUGUUACAUAGUAUGUCAAGGGAACUAAAUGUAAGGAUGGACUGUGUUGUUAGAUCUUUGGGAAAGCCUCACCUCUGGUGUGUUCCUACGUCCCCUAAACUACUGACACGACUCAAGAGCAGUCAGAUCUAACACUUUGCAGUAUUUGAUUUGAUGGGGUUAAAACACGUUGUGUGUCACGGACAAGAAGAAAUGUACAUUGAAAAACAGCCUCAAGGUUGCUUUCCCGUGAGAUGUGCAUCUGUAGGUUUGGUUACUAUCAAUAUGCAAAUCAAACCAGUUAGCCAAGGUGUUCACUACAGUAUUACCACAAGACUCUUGUUGUUCUACAUAUCUGUUCUAUCUUUUAUACAAUGUCCAGCUGCAAUUGAGUUCCUACCAGGUAUGGACAAAACAAAAUGGAAAGCCUCAUCAGUUGUUAAGGAUCUGCCUUCAAGCCGAACUAAAGGUUGCACGUAAAGUUAAAAUAGCAAAUGGAGUGUUUCACUACAACUGACAUGGAAAAGCCCAGUGUAUAUCUAUACAUCUAUAUAUAUUAUUAUAUAAAUCUUAAAGCUAAUGUUUUCUAUUUUUGUGAACCGUUUCCUUAUCGGAUAACUACUGCAGGGCUGUUUGUGUGUGUGUGUCUAAGGGUAACACUGUGCUUUUAUUUGUAUUUGCUUCGGAAGCAGUACAAUUCCAAUUAAAGUGCCCUCUUCUGGUACAAGUCAACAGUACAAUUCACCAUGCUACAAUUUCAUGCCACUUUUUCUCAAAGACAAAAAAUCGGAUAUGGAACGCGUUUUUUGUGUAAUUAGUUUACACCACAAUCGUCCGAUUUCCAGCCAUCUGUACUUUUCUAUGUCCAUGGACUUUUAAAAGCGAGCGCAAGGCUUAAGCAAAGAGUACCAUAACCAGGUUUGAAUUUUAGAUCUCAAGUCGUUGCAAGCCAUAUUCUUCAAAAAGACCGUAAUGUGUAUUGUCUGUAUAACCAACUGAAAAGAAGCCAAAUACAGUGUAUACAAAUUCCUAGUAUUUCAAGGAAGCACUUAAUGUAACUCGAUGUUAAAUGUUUUAAUGUAGUUUAAAUUGUAUUAGUUAGAUUAAUAUAUUAGCAGAGUAGAAGAGAGGUAUUCUAACAGGGACAGUCAGAGUGCGGCUCUCCAACUGUUACUAAACGCCAACACCCAUGAUCCUCAGCCAGCCUUGGGAGUUGCUUAAGGACCACGGCUUUCCUGCAUCUGUGUUAGUGGCUGCCAUUGUUUGUAAAAAUACAGUAAGCAUACUGUAAAUCCGAAAUAUGUAGGAAACACGCAGUCAUCAUCUUAGAGCCCUGUGGUUGGUAGAAGCACAUUUUCUGGCUACUAAAAAAAAAAAAAAAGUCUUUAAUUUGUGGAGAAGUUUCCACGAAAGGGAUUAUUUUUUAGCUUUAAUGGUGCUGCAAUUCAUGCUGCUUUUUAAAUAUUUAGUUUCCUAGUAGAGGCGAGCGAGACUGGUUCAAGUCUCCGUAAUAGUUAAAACAAAUAGGAGAGAUGUCAUGUAAUGAUGCAUUUUGUCUGAUCGGUUAUUCAGAGGCAGAAAUGAAAUACAUGCAGAACAACUGUAACAAACAAUAAAGUUUACACUUCUGUUAA